AUGAAUUUGGCGAUUACCGCAUCCAAGAAGAUGUCGCUGAAGCGACUGAUCGACGUGAACACGUUGGCUCAGCUGCUGAAGAAUAACAUCAUCAACAAGGAAGGAGUGAGGAUAUUAGACUGCACCUACGAACACUCUCUCAUUGCUAAAAAACCUGAUUGGAAGCAUUUUCAAAAAGAACUUUAUGGGAAUUUUGAAAGAAUUCUAGCCCAGCCUUGUCCGUCAAGGCAACUAUAUCUCUCCGGUCACAUUCCAAAGGCACCUCACAUAUGUAUGGAUGUAGCGUUUUAUCCAUCAGAAUAUGAACGAUAUGCGCUUUACCCUCCUGAUGUAUUUCAGGAGUACAUGCAGAUGCUUGGAGUCGAUGCGGACGAGCACUUGAUCCUUUAUGCUCGAGAGAUGUGCGGAGGAAUGCUUCAUGCUGCUAAAAUUGCCUGGUUGUUGAAGUCAUAUGGUCACGAAAAGGUAUCUCUUGUUGAUGGCGGGUUCGACGAAUGGGUAAAAAAGGGUCAUCCAAUCAGCAAAGAUGACGUUAAACUGCAAGUGAGUUCACAGUUACAUCUCAAAAUUCUCAUGGUAAACUACGGGUAA
Messenger RNA from Cooperia oncophora, 591 nucleotides. The record is from the annotation of a GenBank genome assembly. Lineage: Eukaryota; Metazoa; Nematoda; Chromadorea; Rhabditida; Trichostrongylidae.